CCACCCAUGGGUCCUGCUGUUUGGGCCAUCUCCUUCGCGCAUGUCAAGCCGCACGUGCAUUUGCUGCGUGUCGUGUCGGUCGUUGUUGUGUAACAUUGCGAAUCGUGUACUUUGUGAAAACAACUACAAUUGGAUAAAACUCUGUGGAGGGUUAGAAACGGUCUCUAAAUGGGAGGUCUUCAAAAGAAAAAGUUUGAGAGGGGCUCUGCCACCAACUACAUCACCAGAAACAGAGCUCGAAAGAAGUUGCAGCUCAGCCUCCCGGACUUCAGGCGACUUUGCAUUCUCAAAGGCAUAUAUCCUCAUGAGCCAAAGCACAAGAAGAAGGUGAACAAAGGCUCUACAGCCCCAAGGACCUUCUACCUGCUCAAGGACAUCCGCUUUCUGCUCCAUGAGCCAAUUGUUGGAAAAUUCAGAGAGUACAAGAUAUUUGUGCGUAAGCUUAAGAAGGCUUAUGGAAAAACAGAGUGGUCUGCAGUGGAAAGACUGAGAGAGAACAAGCCAACCUAUAAAUUGGAUCACAUCAUCAAAGAAAGGUAUCCAACCUUCAUUGAUGCCCUCCGUGAUAUCGACGAUGCCCUCUGCAUGUGCUUCCUCUUCUCCACUUUUGCUCGAACAGGAAAAUGUCAUGUGCAGACAAUCCAGCUGUGCAAACGGCUCACUGUGGAGUGGAUGAACUAUGUGAUCACAUCACGUUCUCUGCGAAAGGUUUUCCUCUCCAUCAAGGGAAUAUAUUAUCAGGCUGAGGUGAUGGGACAGCUCAUUACAUGGGUGGUGCCAUAUCAGUUCUCCCAUGAUCACCCCGUUGAUGUUGAUUACAGAGUAAUGGCAACAUUCACAGAGUUGUACACCACUCUGCUGGGCUUUGUCAAUUUCAGGCUCUACAAUUCUCUCAACUUGGUCUACCCACCAAAGCUGGACAGUAAUGCAGAAUCAGAGCCAAAGGAAGAGAGUGAGGAUGACUAUGCCAUGAAUUCUGAAAGUUACUUAGAGAAACUGUCAGCUCUGAGUGCCAGUCUGGCACGUGUGGUUUCUUCUGCAGAGGAGGAGGAGGCUCAACUGGACCAUUUUCCCACUGAAGGGGAGGACAUGGAGAAGAUGGAGGCUAGGGAAAAGGAACUGAAACAGCAAGAAGCUCAGAAGAAGCUUUUUGAGGGACUCAAGUUUUACCUCAAUAGAGAAGUUCCCAGGGAGUCUCUGGCGUUCAUCAUCAGGUGUUUUGGAGGUCAGGUAUCCUGGGACAAGUCUGUGUGCAUUGGUAGCACAUACGAAAUGACAGAUGAGACCAUCACCCAUCACAUUAUUGACAGGCCCAGUGUUGACAAACAGUAUAUCAACAGAUACUACAUCCAACCCCAGUGGGUAUAUGACUGUGUCAAUGCCAAAGUGCUCUUGCCUGUGGAGGAUUAUUUCCUUGGGGUGACUCUACCCCCUCACCUGUCUCCGUUUGUGGAGGAGAAGGAAGGUGACUAUGUGCCUCCAGAGAAACUGAAGAUCAUGGCCUUACAGCGAGGAGAAAAAACAGGCAAUGAACAGGAGGAGGAGGAAGAAGAAGAGGAGGAGGAAGAGGAAGAAGAAGAACAAGAAGAGGAGGAAGAGGACGACAAUGGUGAUGAAGAGGACGAUGAAGAGGAAGUAGCAGAAGAGAAAAACCUUAAGAAAAUGGAAGAACAAAGAUCCCAGGGCAAGUCUCUACAAGUCAAAGUGACACCUGGAAAGCUGAAGGUAGAAAAUAAAGCACGCUUGGAGCAAGAGGAGAAGGCAGAGGAGAAGCGUCUAGCCAUCAUGAUGAUGAAGAAAAAGGAAAAGUACCUCUAUGACAAAAUCAUGUUUGGAAAGAAAAGAAAAGUCCGUGAGGCUAACAAGCUUGCUGCCAAGAGGAAGGCUCACGAUGAUGCAGAAAAAGCAAAAAAGAAAAAGGCCCGAAAAUAACUGGUGCCUACUUCAGACUGACUUUGUUUUUAACUUAGAGGUUGAGUACUUUGCAGGUUUACAUACCAUAAAACCUGAAAGUGUAGUAGACCUCUGUGUGCUACAUGCACUCUAAUGACCUCUGCAAAACUUCAAACAGCGCAGGUUGUCACAAAUGCUAGUUGUGUAAUUAUUAUUGUAAAAGUAACUGUUUGUUUGAUCUGUGCUACACUUUUCUGUAUUUCAUAAUACAACUUCGUCUUUAUUUUAAAGUCUGUAACCAAAAUAUUUUACAGUUAAACGGACUGAAUUAAACGUGUUACUUGUGAUAUUGCAUCUCUAAGAAGAAAUGAUUCUCUUAGUCUCGGCGCCAUAUUGAAAAAGGAUCAUUUGUCCUUGAGGCUGUAGCUUUAGGGCAGCGGUCUCUUUUCAAAGCUGUGCAGGGUCAGACAAGAUGGCGAAAGGUCAGAAUACAAUCCAGAGAACAAACCUAAAGAGUUCACAUCUGCAGAGGCUGAGGUCACGCUGCUGCUGUCGGUUGAACCUCUUUGCUGAUUGGUUAACACUUACGUAGUGGGCGGUGAUGACAAAGAA
Oreochromis niloticus (Nile tilapia) is the source of this 2505-nucleotide messenger RNA. RefSeq names its product pescadillo (gene pes1). Gene Ontology annotation, biological process: maturation of LSU-rRNA from tricistronic rRNA transcript (SSU-rRNA, 5.8S rRNA, LSU-rRNA); ribosome biogenesis. Lineage: Eukaryota; Metazoa; Chordata; Actinopteri; Cichliformes; Cichlidae. The record is from RefSeq and is a predicted model, not a curated record. Bases 169 to 1932 code for a protein of 587 amino acids. Gene Ontology annotation, cellular component: PeBoW complex; nucleolus. The transcript has 15 exons. Gene Ontology annotation, molecular function: RNA binding.